This is a messenger RNA of Penaeus indicus, 491 nucleotides long. Its product is annotated as cuticle protein CP14.6-like. NCBI's taxonomy places the organism in Eukaryota, Metazoa, Arthropoda, Malacostraca, Decapoda, Penaeidae. Gene Ontology annotation, cellular component: chitin-based extracellular matrix. The record is from RefSeq and is a predicted model, not a curated record. The transcript has 3 exons. Gene Ontology annotation, molecular function: structural constituent of chitin-based larval cuticle. The coding region runs from base 18 to 485 and encodes 155 amino acids.
CAGCCUAAUCACUCACCAUGAAGUUUCUGAUCAUCGCCUGUGUGGCCGCCGUGGCCGUCGCCGCCCCCCAAUACAGCUAUGGCGCUCCUCGUGCUGCGUCCAGUGAGGAGCGCGAGUUCGUGCCAAUCCUCAAGGACGACCGCGUCCACGAGGAAGAUGGAACUUACAACUUCGACUUCGAAGCUGCCAACGGCAUCAGCUUCUCGCAGGCUGGAUCCCCCGACGGUGAUGAGGACGCUGUGGUCAAGGCUGGAGAAUACUCAUACACUGCUCCCGAUGGCACUGAAAUCCAUGUCCGCUUCGUGGCUGACGAGAACGGCUUCCAGCCUCAGGGCGCUCACCUGCCAGUGGCUCCUGAGUUCCCCCACCCAAUCCCUCAGUUCGUCCUCGACCAGAUCGCAAAGGCCGCCGAGGAGGACCGCAACCGCAGCGACGAAUCCGACGAAGUUUCCGCUCCUUCCAGACUUUAUGGCCGACCCAACUAGAUUCGA